This is a messenger RNA of Panonychus citri (citrus red mite), 2067 nucleotides long. RefSeq lists its product as uncharacterized. Gene Ontology annotation, cellular component: plasma membrane. Bases 476 to 1846 code for a protein of 456 amino acids. Gene Ontology annotation, molecular function: zinc ion transmembrane transporter activity. Gene Ontology annotation, biological process: zinc ion transmembrane transport. NCBI's taxonomy places the organism in Eukaryota, Metazoa, Arthropoda, Arachnida, Trombidiformes, Tetranychidae. The transcript has 2 exons. The record is from RefSeq and is a predicted model, not a curated record.
GAUUAGUUGGUAUAUGUUUGUACAAUUAGUAAGUUUAAUAUAAUUUAAUUAUCAUCAAGUUAACCAAAAGGUUAAUACAAAAAUUGAAUUAAAUUCAGCAAAAUAAAAAAUUUGAUUAAUUGUCAAUACAUCAAAUUUAUGUUCAAGUGAUAAAUAUUUCAACAAUUAGCUAAAUUGUUACCCAAUCCACCUCUAAUUUAUUUUUUUGUGUAUUAAUUUGUCCUCCCACUUUUAUACUCCUCCAAUUAAACAAACAAUUAGUUGAUCAGUUAAUUAACUGGUUUGAUUGAACUUCAUCGACCUCAGAGUAACAACAACAAUUAACAACAAUUCCAAGUUUUCAAGAUCAUAAUGAUUAAACGAGCAAUUUAAUCAAAAGAGGGGAACCAGUGAUUCCAGUGUUGAAUUUGACAUUUGGCUGAUAAUUAGUGUCGAUUGAGCUGAUUGGUGGCGACCAUUUCGUUAACGAUUAACAAUGUCCCUUCUUGGUGCUCGUCUAUUAGCACUUGUUGGACUCUUCGGACUAACGAUGAUCGCAGGCCUUGGACCUGUGAUUGUUUUUAUAUUGUGGCGACGAAGGCAAGAGCGUCUUUCCACCCUUAACGAUCUUGAUGAGCCUUUGGGAGUGGAUAUUGGUAGUGGUGGUGGUGGGGAACAGAGGCCAAUCCAUGGUGGUAAAAGUGCCAAAGUUUUACAUUUACUAUUAGUGUUUGGCGGGGGUGUCUUAUUAGCGACUUGUUUUGUCCAUAUGAUUCCCGAAAUUCAAGAAAAUUAUCAAAACUAUUUGAAUAAUCAACAAAAUCACAACGAAAACAACACAAUAAAAUCAACCGCACCAAUCAUGAUAUUAACCAAUGAUAGUGAUAAUCAUGAUCGUAACCAACGUAACACUUUUAAUCAAUCACGUGUUAGAGUUAAUUAUUACACUAAUGAUGAGUAUUCAAGUGAUGAUAGUGACCAAGAAGGAGGCGAUGGUCAGUCUGAUAAAACUCCUUGGGUUGAAAUUUCUAUUUGUUGUGGACUUUUUUUAACUUAUUUCAUUGAAGAAAUUAUUUUAUUGCUGAUCGGUCAAUCAGCUCAUCACCAUCAUCAUGGUGACCAUCAUGAAAUUGUGCGAUGUUUACCUGAGGGAGAAGCCGAAGGUGACUAUGGAACCUUGAUUCGUCCCGUUAAUGGUUCUAAAAAAACGACCGAUGGUUCGAUGACCAGUUCACCAUUUGAACAAUCUCGAAGUCGAUUGUCCAGUAAUGAUACAUUUACUAAAAGUAUCUACGACAAUGGGUCGAUUGUUGGCCUGAGAGGAAAAGAUUUGCCGACAUCUCCUUUAACUGUGGAAAAUGUUCAUAAUCAUCAACAGAAUUUGGAUAAACUUGAUAGUCAAUGGACGAGAUUUGCUCGAGGUUUGAUUAUUGUUGUCGCUUUUCUGGCUCAUUCUAUUUUCGAUGGAGUCGCAAUCGGCCUACAAUCGACGGUCAGUUCCCUUUGGACAAUGUUCUUUGCCAUUUGUCUACAUAAAUUGGUCGUUGUUUUCGCUAUCGGCUUUGAACUUUACGAGAAAACUUGUAGCCUUUCACUGACCGCCGUUCAUAUAACCCUUUUCUCGGCCAUGUCCCCGCUCGGUAUAAUACUGGCCAUUCUAACGGAACAAGGUCUCUCCGAAGACGGAUCGUUGACUUUAAUCCUUUUAAACGCCGCUGCCACCGGGGCCAUUUUGUACAUUGUCUUCCUUGAGAUCUUACAAGCUGACCGAUGUCCAGAAAUCAGCGGACUUGCCCAGUUAUUUUCCCUGGUAAUUGGAUUCACUUUAAUGACCACAGUGACCCUCAAGGUCAGUGACGGAGACUAAUUCAGUUUAAAUUAUAACAAAAACAAACCAAGUAACAAUUAAAUCUGCCAAAAGGAAAUCAACAAACAAAUAGAUUGACAUCAAAUGAUUGUUACAAACUGAACAUAUUCCUUAAUUGUUACAAUAAAAGAGUUUUUUUAUCAAUCAGUUAAUUGUUAACCUUUCAAGUGAAAGGUCAAUCAACAAAGGUGCAAAUAAAUUUCUGUUAAUUUUUACCUUGA